Messenger RNA from Molossus molossus (Pallas's mastiff bat), 324 nucleotides. RefSeq names its product keratin-associated protein 21-1-like. NCBI's taxonomy places the organism in Eukaryota, Metazoa, Chordata, Mammalia, Chiroptera, Molossidae. The coding region runs from base 1 to 324 and encodes 107 amino acids. The record is from RefSeq and is a predicted model, not a curated record. The transcript has a single exon. Gene Ontology annotation, biological process: hair follicle development.
AUGUGCGGGAACUACUACGGGAACUACUAUGGGGGCUGUGGAUACGGCUCCGGCUACGGCUGUGGAUACGGCUCUGGUUAUGGCUGUGGAUACGGCUCUGGCUAUGGCUGUGGAUACGGCUCUGGCUACGGCUGUGGAUACGGCUCUGGUUAUGGCUGUGGAUACGGCUCUGGCUACGGCUGUAAAUACGGCUGUGGAUACGGCUCCGGUUAUGGCUGUGGAUACGGCUCUGGCUACGGCUGUGGCUACGGCUCUGGCUACGGCUGUGGCUGCUGUUCCUUCCGACCCUUGUGCUACAGACGAUGCUAUUCCACUUGCUGCUAG